AUGGCAAAACAAGCAUCCCUGGAACACCCAUAUCCUUCCAGCGCAGAUUCCCAGUUUCACCUCCCAGCACAGUUCCUUCCUCGCUCGCUUCAGUCAGCUCCUGGAAGAGUCACACUGGAAAUACCCUUUAACAGCAGCAUGUGGUUGAAAGGACCACCUGUGCGUGCAAAGCCGCUCGGCAUCAAGCGCGCCAAGGCAGGCCGCGUCGCCUGGGCGAUGGAACAUUUCAGAGCACCCUCAACUCCGACUAAGCAGGUUUGUAAGCGAAUGGACUUGGUUUGCCAGCGAAUGUUAAAUCAGGGAUUUCUGAAAGUGGAAAGAUACCACAACUUGUGUCAAAAGCAAGUUAAAGCUCAGCUUCCAAGACGGGAGUCUGAAAGAAGAAACCACUCAUUAGCUCGUCAUGCAGACAUCCUUGCUGCUGUAGAGACGAGACUCUCUCUGUUAAAUAUGACUUUCAUGAAGUAUGUGGAUUCCAAUCUCUGUUGCUUCAUACCUGGAAAGGUAAUAGAUGAAAUUUAUCGUGUGCUAAGGUAUGUAAACUCUACAAGAGCUCCUCAGAGAGCUCAUGAAGUUCUUCAAGAACUAAGGGACAUUUCCUCCAUGGCUAUGGAAUAUUUUGAUGAGAAGAUUGUUCCAAUACUGAAAAGAAAGAUUCCUGGGUCAGAUGUAUCGGGACGUCUGAUAGGAACUGCCCCAGUUCCAGGGCCUUCUGCAGCACUGACAACAAUGCAGCUGUUCUCCAAGCAGAACCCUUCAAGACAGGAAGUCACCAAACUCCAGCAGCAAGUAAAAGCAAAUGGCACGGGCUUGACAGCGCUAAAGCGGGAAAUCUCAGAGCUGCGCAUCAAAGUGCAAGAGCAACAGAAGCAACUCCAAGAUCAAGAUCAGAAACUGCUAGAGCAAACCCAGAUCAUAGGUGAACAGAAUGCCCGAUUGGCUGAGCUUGAACGCAAGCUGCGAGAGGUGAUGGAGAGUACAGUAGGAAAUUCUUCAGGUUCUGGCUCAAACGAACAAUCUCCGAGAAAACGGAGGAAGGCGGUUGAAUCCACAGACUGUCCUAGGAAAUCUAAACGCCUUCGAAACAGAAAAUAACGUGGGAGUAAAUGACACCUUCAGGAGGAUACACUGCUUUAGUAGCCCGAGCAGGUCUGCUUGUUGGGAUGCUGUGACUAGCUUCAUGGUGUCACUUAGGCUGCUGGCUCCUCAAAACACCACUUAGACUUGAACAGUAAUUUUCUUUCAAUGAGACUUUUCCCCUGCUUUCUGUAUGGGUGGGCCUAAUGCACAGAAUCUUUAAGAUUUGCAAUAGAUACAUA
This is a messenger RNA of Opisthocomus hoazin, 1319 nucleotides long. The record is from RefSeq and is a predicted model, not a curated record. Lineage: Eukaryota; Metazoa; Chordata; Aves; Opisthocomiformes; Opisthocomidae.